ACCACGGCUUCUGUUACCUCAAAACCACAACACGCACCUUCAGCUUUCUCCGCUUUGUGAAAAAGUCACAAAGUUUUAGCUAAAAACGAUACGGGUUAAAAUUAUGCGCAUUUAUUGCAGGAAACGGCUUGUCAGUGCAUCAAUUCGCAGUGACUUUACAUUACCUCAAACUCCGGCAAACUGACAGUUUGACAGCGCGUGGCCAGAUUUGAAGAGCGUCUCCUCACCAACCGUCGCCCCGUUAAGGAAACCGAUCUUUUGCUCCGCCGACACGCCGCCAACGCGAUUAGACUGCACAGCAAAUAGUGGCAAGAACUCUGAAACCACAUGUGCUCGUCUCCAAACCGGAGAGACGCGGUUUUAUUUGUCUCCAGAGAGAAAAAAAAGAGUUGGCUUCAAGCCGCGCUGACGGAGACGUGGAAGGACGGUGGGCUCGUGAAAGGAGCGUGAAAACCGUUGGAUAUCCACGCGGUGCGUAAUAUUUACGCUUUUUUGGCACUGCUGCCUGAACAGUUGAAUUAAACGGGUAAAAUGUAGUCUGGGUGGAUGACUCAGUACAGUCACUUUUGAAGCUGACCGGAGGAAAGCGGUACCGGCGAAUGGCUCUUUAAACGUGUUGAAGGUGGACGCGUUUAAGGAAUAUUCAGUGUUUAACGGCAGUGCCAAGUUGGACGGUCUCAACAAAAUUGGCAUUGUUAAAAAAAGCUAAAUUCAGCUGUAUAACCUUUACGAACUCAUUUUACACCAAACGUGCUUUGUUGUCUCUCAUGGAUAAGUUAUCAAUUGGUCUCCAAGUAUUUCUUCACUGCGACCAGAUACCCCAUGAAAUGGAAUAACAUCAUUUUACUCAAACCCAUUCGAAGCAAACAGACGUAAUAUUAACGUUACAACGCGGGUGAUACGCGCAUUAAAAUACUAAAAGAAGAUAAAAAUGAGUCUCGAUUUAUUGGAAAUAUUAGCGUAACGCGCACGCGCCUGGAAGUGUCAGUCACCUGCUCACAAAGGUAAACGCACCUUUACAGAUCUGAGCUUUAAACUACAUUCAGAAUGAUGACCAGCGGACCCAACAUCGUCUACGAAUGGCUGAAAACCCUUCAGCUAUGCCAGUAUGUCGAAGCUUUUGUGGAUAACGGAUACGACGACUUGGAAGUUUGCAAACAGAUAGGAGAUCCAGACUUGGAUGCCAUAGGUGUUUUUAUACCGCACCACCGGCAGCGGAUUCACGAUGCGGUGAAAAGGUUAAAAGAUGACGAUAAGGAAACUGCGACUGGGCUUUAUUUUACCUUGGAGCCGAUGGCCCCGGUGUCACCUGUGUACCCGAGUCGUAUAGCGGAGCAGUACGAGUCCAGGCUGCGGGGCUCCAAGUCAUGGACUGAGCAAAGCAGUGACAGAGCCAGGCGAAACGUGGGGUACAUGGGGGCGCAUAGGAAUCUGACGGUGGGGAACCGCAAGGAGCUGGAGGUCUACCCCAAAUUAAAGCUGAAGAUUAUGAUCAGAGACAAGAUGAUCAGGGACGGAAUAAAUCUUGCCAGGCCACCAUAUUCUAAUAAGGACGGCUCUCUGGGUAAUAUCGAUGACCUGGCACAAGAGUACUCGGAGUACUACAACACAUACUUCAGCGACGUCAGCGAUCGGAUGGAGGAACUGCGAAAGCGGCAAGUGUCUCAAGAGCUAGACAUGGAAAAAGCAGACACCAGCCCCGGCUCUUCACAGAUCCGCUCAGACAUCCAGGAGUCAUUUGGCUUCAGCAGUGAGGUGUCCACACCAGAGACAGAAAAAAAAAUUCCCCUCCACAAGUCCAGCUCUGAGGAUGGAUCAGGGAAAUGGGACAACAAGAAGAAAAACAAAUCCUUCUGGCAGAACUUCCGAAAGUCACAGAAAGGAAUCACAAGGCAAACGUCAAAAGGAGAGGAUGUUGGCUAUUUGGCCAGUGAGAUCACCAUGAGUGAUGAAGAACGGAUCCAGCUGAUGAUGAUGGUCAAAGAGAAAAUGAUCACAGUGGAAGAGGCGUUGGCACGGUUAAAGGAAUAUGAGAGGAACAGACAGUUGAGCAGCAGUACAGACACAUCAGAGUGGACUGAUGGAUCCAGUCCCACUGUUAACCUCUCCUCCGCCUGCAAUUCUGUGGAUCAGUCAGAUGAUGAGCAGGAGGACUCGAAGUUCAAAAGGCUUCACAAGCUGGUCAACUCAACACGACGUGUCCGCAAGAAACUCAUCAAAGUGGAUGAUAGCAAAAGGCACGGUUCGCAAGAUUCCUUGAGUCUGGAUGCAACCCCCAUAUGUGAUGACUCAAACGCACUGUACGCCGGAGUCCACAAGAAGCCAGCUGUGUGCACAGACUCCUCUUUGUCUUCCCUUGCCCAAGAGCAGCUUUCUCUGGAUGGGGACACGGACAGUUUGACCACUUCUCCUUCAACCAGCAGUCUUGAGGCUUGGAAACCCACACAUAAAUUAGUGAAAACUCAAAGCACACACCCCCACGGGCUGAUCCGCCCGCCUCGAAAGAGCAGUGCCGGAUCUGGACUAGGUUUGGUGGGGGGCAGCGGCUCCUCUUUCUCCGAAUUGGAGAGUUUGGGGGACGACAACGUUAAAGUCUCCUGCUCGGCAACAGAAGCAGAAAUGCGAAAAGCCUUGUCAUCUCUGUCUCAUGGGAGAACAUGUAGCUUUGGAGGAUUUGACCUGUCUAAUCGUUCCCUACAUGUGGUCAACACAGCGUCUGAGUCGAGCGAGCAAGAGGCUCUGUACAGAGACCCUGUCAAAUCGCCCACAACAUCUCGCAUCUCUCUAGGGAAGAAAGUCAAGUCUGUCAAAGAAACUAUGAGGAAACGCAUGUCCAAGAAAUAUGCUGGGUCUCUCUCUGAACAGUCCAGUCUAGAUGGGACGCCCAGUUGUCCUCAGUCUCCUCAACCAGACACAGACUCUCUGGAGAAACCCAAACUAAAGGCAGGAGGCUCUGUAGAGAGUCUCCGCAGCUCCCUUAGUGGACAGAGCUCCAUGAGUGGACAGACAGUGAGCACCACAGACUCAUCCGCCAGUAACAGAGAGAGCGUGAGAAGCGAAGACGGCGAUGAUGAAGAACCGCCGUACAGAGGUCCGUUCUGCGGCCGAGCGCGAGUGCACACUGACUUCACACCCAGUCCGUAUGAUACAGACUCACUCAAGCUCAAGAGAGGAGAUGUGAUCGAUAUCAUCAGCAAGCCACCCAUGGGCACGUGGAUGGGCCUGCUCAAUAAUAAAGUGGGCACGUUUAAGUUCAUCUACGUGGACGUGUUGGCUGAGGAAGAGGAGAAGCCGAAGCGAGCCGUUCGCAGGAGGAGGAAGGGCAGGCCGCCGAAACCCAGCUCGGUAGAGGAGCUCCUAGAGAGAAUCAACUUGAAAGAGCACAUGCCAACGUUUCUUUUUAAUGGGUAUGAGGACCUGGACACUUUUAAGUUACUAGAGGAAGAAGAUCUGGAUGAACUUAACAUCAAAGACCCUCAACACAGAGCUGUACUGCUGACUGCAGUUGAACUCCUGCAAGAUUAUGACAGUAGCAGCGAUCCGGAGCGCAGCGCCCUCUCUGGCUCUCAGGAAAAACUCCUCUGUGAGGGACGCGGCCUUACAGCCGACUCCCCGCGGGACUCUGGUUGCUACGAAAGCAACGAAAACCUAGAGAAUGGAAAGAGUCGUAAGGUCUUGCGCCACAGUCGGAGUUCAUCUGGAUUUGAUUGUGGAGCUAUCAAAUCUCCAGACUAUCCAACUCUCCCAAUGACUCAUUCCACUGAAGCUCUCCAGCAGCAGGCCAAGAAAGAUCGCAAGUUCCCAAAGACCCUUCUUCCCCGGCCCAGAAAAGGUUUCGGUCUGCGUCUCAAGAAGGGCUCCAAAUCAGGACAAUCCUCUCGCAUACCAGUCAGCCGUAGCUGUGAGGAGUUGGAUGGUCCUCCGGAGGCCCCUGAGUCCUGUAAGCGCUCACAUUCUCUGGGGGAUCUGCAUUGGGAACAGGCGUAUGAGCAGAGGAAAGACCACCAGGUGCAGAACAAGCAGCAAAGCGGCAAUAAGGAGGAAGUCAAAGUACAUCCUGUACAACCAAAACUAGAGGAUGGUGGAGAUACGUCUGGAAGAGAGCCAGGUUCCGUUUCCAGACCUACAGUUCCUACACAGCUGUCCCUUAGCCCGGUGAGAACCCUGCCUGCUUCUAACCCCUCGAUACGCCAACCUGUCUCUGCCCCAACUAGUCCCGCUCCACGAACUCAUCCUAAAAAACCACCUAUUCCACCUCCCGUGCCUGCUAAAAAGUCCAAAGAACGUCUGCUGAAUGGUGUGCGACACCCUCCGUCGCUUCUGUCAGGUUCAGUGCCGAAUACGCCAACCCUACCCCCAAGACCUGUACACACCCCAGCCUCCACACCAUCAACUCCAGUGUCACCGGUUGAGUCUGAAACUCCACCAGCCCUUAGUCCACCCUGGUUGUCUGAUUUGCCUGAAUCUGCAUGUCCUCAGAUCCAUGGAGUUAAAGUAGCCCUCAGCAGGAAGACCUCGCAUGCCAAAACAAUUGACGUGGAGACUUUACUGGAGGACAGGAUGAGAUUAGAAGGCAUCGACCUCACCCAGGAGCCUUACUCUGAUAAGCACGGCCGGUGUGGUAUUCCUCAGCUCUUAGUACAGAGAUAUUCGGAGGACUUCCAGCAGCCAGUGAAGGACGUGGCGUCCGGUCUGGAUCAGAUCAGAGUUAAACAACUGCGCAAGGAGCACCGUAUGGCUAUUCCUUCAGGGGGUUUGACUGACAUGUGUCGAAAGCCAGUGUCUCCUGUUAACUCGAGCUCUGUUUCUGAUUGGCUCGUGUCUAUUGGAAUGCCUAUGUAUUGUGCCCCUCUAUUGGCCGCAGGCUGUGACACGCUGGGUCGCGUGUCAUCCUUGAACGAGAUGAGCGCGAAGGAGGCGGGGCUGAAGGAGGAGCAUCACAUACGUAUUCUGCUCAGCGAGGCCCAACUACUCAAAGCCAACAGCAGCACAGUACAGUCAUAAUACUUACAUGACUUCAUAUAUAACUUUUAUGAAACUGUACAUGCCUGGGGGUUCAAGAGCAACAACUGUUGCAUUAUAUCAAGAUACAAUUUCUAAUAUCUGUUAUUUCUGGUAUACUACAUACCUAUAAUCUCACAGCUGUCUGACGUUUAAAGAAAUGACUGAACUGGCUACCUAGGACUGUUACUGAAAGGUUUUCGGCAGAAAAGGUCUGGCCCAAAUCGAGAGAAGAAAGCACAGUUGUUGUUUUUAUUCAGAGAAUUUAUGCUUUUGUAUGACUUUCAAGACUGUUCUAAACUUCUGGCUUUUUUCAUAAAGUGCGAAAUUUAUUUAGAAAAAAGCAGUAAAUGAAAAAAAAAGUGUUUUUAGUACUUAUCGAUGAAGGAGAUGAGUAUCAAGAUGUACGUCACCUGGCCAAAGCGAUUCCAGGUUUUGUUAAUAUAAUGUAACUUUUGUCUCGAAACAGAUGUAUAUUAAAUAUGUAUAUCAAAAGAUAUCUCCUUUGAUGAGUCCUGUAAAGGAUAUGUUUAUAACAUUCUCAUAUGCAUGAUGUUGCCAUAUGGGGAUAUUGAGAGUAAUGCACAUUUUGAAUUCAGGCCAAUGGUUGGCCAUGGUUUUAGCAAGUAUGUAUCAUGUUUAUAUAAAGUGGGAUAAACCAUUUCACAAAAAAACAAAAAAAACAUUUGGAUGUCUUUUCAUGGUCACAUUUUAAAAAACACACCGCUUUAUACUUCGCUUAACAUAAUAGCGUAUAUUCAAAGCACAUUUAAUCUUCUGACACAAAAUAUCCAAAAACAUGACUUAAUAUUCUUCAGCUACGGGAUAUAAUGUUUAUUAAUGCUUACAUGAGUUCAAUUAUAUAUGUUGCUUUUGUUGUAAAUGAUAUUACUGCACAUUAUGUACCUCUUAUCAUAUACAAAUCUGAUGCAACUCAUGCAUCAUACAGCAGUAAUAUGCUUGCUGGAGUGACGUGUGUAGUUUUUUAGUUCAUUUGGUUUUGCCCCAGAUUGCCUUGCACUUUGAUUGGGGUAUUAAAAGACAUUUAUAAUUUGUAAAAGCCUAAAGCACACAGUCUAGCCUUAAAAAUUUCAAAUACAAUCUGACAGACUAGAAAACUAGUGACUUAAAAAGACUGGGACAGACAUUAUGGCUGCAUCAGAGAUCAUCCGUCCAAGCCACUGUUUGAAUCAUAUUAUCAUUUUAUUAUUUUUUUUUUGGAGCCUGACUGUUUCCUCCACUGGAUUUGAUGUUCAGUGAUGUCACUUCCAUACAAUAGCUCUUACGAUCACAUGCAUGUCUCCGAAGCAUUGUGCUGUGUUUCCUGUUAGCAGAACUUGUAGUGCAGUGUAUGCAUAUGCAUGAAAGAAAAGUUGCACAGAUAUUGUGAUUUCCUAUUCCAAACUUUUUGUCAUGCGUGGGUGUGUGUGUUAACAGUGGGGAUGGACAACAUAUUUCUCACACAUCUGGUGUUGGAUGUGGGUGUGUUCUCCUCUUCUGAACUGAAAUGAGUGUAACACCAAGCUUUAGCAGACAUCGGGUAGCACCAUUGCUUGGGCAUUCAUGUGAUGUAAUACUGUAAAGCAUUAUCAACUUUAAAUUAAGCACAAAAAAGCAAGUUCCCCCACUUAUGCUCAGGCUGUUUUUGAUGAAACCGACAGAAAACGGAAGUGAUAUUUUUACUAGAUGCUUCUAAAGAUCAUUUAUGUUUACAAGAGAAGGACACAAAGUAAUGCUUCCAUGAGGCCUUUUUUAAUAAUUGAUUUAGGUUCAUUAAUUUCUCACUUACUUUAUUUAUGGGUUUUAUAUCUCAUACCGCUCAGUUUUAGACUAUAACACUCAAAAAUAUUAAGUUUAACAGCAUUAGAAAUCAAUCGAUUCCUUUAUAUCGAGUUUAAGCCUCCAGAUUUCUAUCACUAGAGGUCUUUGGUAACAGUGAGGCUUUUUAUGUAGUUCAAUUUGAAAAAAUAUAUCAUUAAAUGUUACUGUAAAAAUGCACUUUAUUAAAAAGAUUACUUUUUUCCUUAAACGUCUUUUUUAUUCCAUUGUAAAGAAAUAAUGAGAUUACAAAUUUAAUUUAGUUUUAAGUGUGUUAGCAAAUUUGCAUUCAGGUCAUUAUGUUGAAGAUUGAAGUGGACUGUGGUGGUCCCUGACAAAAAUGUUGAAGUAUUAAAUCUUGAUAAACAUUAAUCACUUGUUAAAGAACUAACCAGUUAAUAUUUCAACUUGAUUACAUAUAUGAAUGAUUAACAGAGGUUGCACAUUCUGUAUGUAAUUGAUAUUUAAAUAACUUAUUUUUGAUUUCACAUCAACUGUAAUUAUUAGCUGUAUUAUACAUCAUAGAGCAAUACACUUCCAUAAAGUUAGCCAGUGACCUGCUUCAAUGACCGCUGUAAAAUGUAUGUAUAAAAAAUGAUUUUAUCUGGUUUCAGUUCGCUAAUGAUCGUCUAUAAAGGUUUUGCUUGUGUAUUUACAAAAAAAUGUCCUAAAAUAUUUGUCACUUUGAGGUGUAAUAAAAAGAAAUAUCCUGGGACUGAC
This is a messenger RNA of Paramisgurnus dabryanus, 7539 nucleotides long. RefSeq names its product SAM and SH3 domain containing 1a (gene sash1a). The record is from RefSeq and is a predicted model, not a curated record. Gene Ontology annotation, molecular function: protein binding. NCBI's taxonomy places the organism in Eukaryota, Metazoa, Chordata, Actinopteri, Cypriniformes, Cobitidae.